Rosa chinensis is the source of this 2183-nucleotide messenger RNA. RefSeq names its product kinesin-like protein KIN-4C. The record is from RefSeq and is a predicted model, not a curated record. Gene Ontology annotation, molecular function: microtubule motor activity. Gene Ontology annotation, biological process: microtubule-based movement; mitotic spindle organization. The coding region runs from base 701 to 1468 and encodes 255 amino acids. The transcript is spliced from 11 exons. Lineage: Eukaryota; Viridiplantae; Streptophyta; Magnoliopsida; Rosales; Rosaceae.
UUCUUUAUUGCUUAUUUACUUGCUCCGGCUCGGAGUAAUCAUGAUGUGAGACUAAGUACGUUUCCCAGCCCCCAUUUACAGCAAACGAUAUGACAGGUGAAAGAAGUUGAUUGAUUAGGAGAGUCAGUCAGAGAUGGGGAUUAUUAUAAUAAGCGCCAACAUGGCUUGCUCUAAUUGCCGCAAGCAUAGGUGUCGCAGUGGAAAUCACCAAAAGAAACAGUCCCUCCCCACUAUUUGGUUCUGUAAUCGAAACAGACAAUCUGAAGGUAUAGAGAGUUGGAACAGUAGGGGACCUAGUGGUGAAGCUGAGUUGGGAAAAGUGAGGGAAUGUCUAAUCUUGGACCUCAAAUUUAAGGAAGUUUGAGGUGUCUUCUUGCAAGAGAGCUAGCUUGAUUGCGUUGCAUUGCAUCUGCAUGGUAUGAAGGGUCUAGAUAAAAGAAGAGAAGGGAUCAUGAAGAAGAAGAAGAGGGUGGAGGAGGAAGAUAAGGAUUCAGAGGAUUGGUGCUUCUGCUGCUAUGAUGGUGGAGAUCUUAUGAUUUGAGUAGAAAGGAGCACUACCAAACAUAAUUCAUUUAUGUUACCCACUAAAAUACUCAUCUUGGUCUUUUUCUUUGCGGACACAUUUGGUUUUGGAAAUUUUUUUUCCCUUUUGGUUUCUAGCAUUAGAGAAACCCUUUAACUUUUUUCUUUUUUUUUAUUCAUGAAUGCUAAUUCUAGUUUGGUUAAUCUUUUAUUGCAACAGAACUCAGCGUUGAAGAAAUGUGAAAAUGGACACAAGUAUGAUUUGCGCAAGCUACAACUGGAUAGUGUAGAUGUGGGAGAACCACUUAACGAUAAUGCAGCGGAGGGAGAUCAACAUCAGAACUUACAUCAAGCUGAUCCUGAGGAUAUCACAUUGCCUAAAUGUUAUGAUCCAUCAGAUGCACAUGCAGAUUUGUUCAACCCUCGCUUUGAGAGAUUUGAAAUUGAGGGAGAUAACGUAGACCUCACAUCAGGAGAGCCCACACAUAUUCGACCACCUUCUCCACCUCGUCAAGACCAGCAUCAGGAAGGACAGCAGGCUAAUAAUGUGUUUGCUGAAGUGGUGCAGAUGCAGGAUGUUCAAGAGAUUGCUCAACAGAGGCAGAGGCCUAUAAGGAGGAGAAAGAGAAAAACACCUGAAACUUCUUCACUGAAAGACUUCUUCACUGAAACUUCUGGUCAUAAUGCUCAUGGUAUUCAGGCUCUGAUGCAGGCAAUGGAACUUGAGCUUGAAGUCACAGUUAAGACUCAUGAAGUAAGAUCUGAGUAUGAGCGGCAAAUUGAAGAGCGUGCUAUGAUGGCCAAGGAAAGAACCAAGCUAAUAGAAGAACAACGUAAUUUAAGUGAUUCCUCAGAAAUAAUGUCUCCUGGUGCAAGAAAUUCAAGGAUUUUUGCACUUGAAAACAUGCUUGCUACUUCUUCUAGCACCAUGGUAUCUACGGCAUGACAAUUGUCAGAAGCAGAAGAGCGCAAGCGGGGUUUCAAUGGCAGGGGGCGUUGGAAUCAAGUUAAACAACUUCUGCAGAAAAUUAUGUACUUUAUCAAAAGUACUGAAUAAGCCAGCUACUUACAAUUGAAUGAUUAUCCUUGAUUCUGCUUUAUGGGAAAGACAAUCAUGCUAGUCAACCUUCUCGUCAACAUGGUGGUUACUUGCAUAUCCAUAUUCUGUGCACAAAAGAAAUUCUACUGUGGAGGUAUCUUUGCAAGCACUUGAGCAGGAGGUUGAGGAGCUGAGAUGCAUGCUAGCUUGCAAAUAUUUUGUCCACUACUUGAUCAUAUAUCAAAAGCUCUUGAAGAUCAGGUGAAUUUUAAGUUAGAACUUGUGAUGGUGUGUUUAAGAAUCCAUUUGUGCAGGUUGUUAACAAAGAUGCUUGACUCUCAAAUCUUGAACUAUCAACCCCCAGAAGAAUAGGUACAAAUCAAUGCAACAGUUUAUCUACUGAGAUUCAGAGAUUGAAGGACCAGAAGGUGUCAUAUUAUUUGCUUUGGAUGAAUUUUCAGGUCUCAAUGUCUUUUGAUCUAGACUCCACUUUGACUUGUGUGGUACUAAAAUAAUGAAACUGUUUCCAUAUAUAUAUAUAUUUCAAACCCUACCCUGUACACCAUUCAAAACAGAGACCAAAUUGUGAGUCUUGUGCACCAUUUGAAACAGAGUUAUUCAU